AUGAUGAUUUCGACUGUCGACUUUGACUUUGAGGAUGAGGAGUGGACAGAGGAUGAGGAGGAAUACACUGACAACGUAGUGAAAGACCCUGACUUUACAAUCAGGACUACAUCCACCCUUUUGGGUAGGGAUGUGGAAACAUAUGGAGUCAUCACACCUGGGGAGGAGGUGUUUGAUCAUGACAUGCAGGGAGGAGAGGAGGAUGAUGAUGACAACAUCGAGUUUCCGGAUGAGGUCAAGGUCAACCACUCUGGAGACAUCAAGGAUGAGCAGUGUUUCAUCGUUUACAAAAAAAACCUGCUGCAACUCGUCACCUUCCUGCUGCACCUUCCAGAAGAGAUGAAGUGCAGAGAGCCAGAAUGUACAAGUACCGUACGCCUUGGCCCUGACCCAGUGACCAAAUCUGUUGGCAGCGGAAUGGUCCUUAAAUGGUACUGCAGUGAUGGACACCUUCUCUGGAGGUGGUGCAGUCAGCCCACAUUCAAAUAUGGUUUGCAGGGGGGGGAUUUCAUGCUGUCUUCCAGUUUAUUGUUGUCAGGCAACAAUUACAGCAAGAUAAGCCUAAUGUUCAAGUUCAUGAACUUAGGUUGUGUGUGCGACUCAACUUUUCGCAAGAUCCAGUUGCAGUACUGUGUGCCGGUAAUCGACAGAUUCUGGAAAAGACAACUGAAUGCCCUCAUUCCCGAGAUGAAGAGGAGGAACAGUGUUGUUCUGCUUGGAGACGGAAGGAUGGAUUCCCCUGGCCAUUCUGCACAAUACUGCACUUACACUGUCAUGGAUGAAAAGACGAGAGCCAUCGUCGCCCUCGAAGUUGUUGAUAAGAGGGAAACGGAAAGAAAGUCUGCAAUAAUGGAGAAGAAGGGCUUCGAAAAAGCGAUGGACUCUCUGCUUGAAGCAGAUGUGCCGGUCAGAGGAGGUGUGCACUGA
Messenger RNA from Gadus morhua (Atlantic cod), 927 nucleotides. RefSeq lists its product as uncharacterized. The record is from RefSeq and is a predicted model, not a curated record. Bases 1 to 927 code for a protein of 308 amino acids. The transcript has 5 exons. Lineage: Eukaryota; Metazoa; Chordata; Actinopteri; Gadiformes; Gadidae.